Aedes albopictus (Asian tiger mosquito) is the source of this 10800-nucleotide messenger RNA. RefSeq names its product muscle-specific protein 300 kDa-like. Gene Ontology annotation, cellular component: meiotic nuclear membrane microtubule tethering complex; nuclear outer membrane; cytoplasm. Bases 88 to 10572 code for a protein of 3494 amino acids. The record is from RefSeq and is a predicted model, not a curated record. Gene Ontology annotation, biological process: nuclear migration. NCBI's taxonomy places the organism in Eukaryota, Metazoa, Arthropoda, Insecta, Diptera, Culicidae. The transcript is spliced from 8 exons. Gene Ontology annotation, molecular function: actin filament binding.
CAUGAUAAUAUUAAUUUUAUUUUUUGAUUUUAGCAAUCAUUGAAACUGAGAGAACAACGAAAAUCAAAACUGGAUACGUACUUCAAGAUGCUAGAAGAAAUUGAACAUUGGAUGGCUACCACAUCUAUACUUCUAAUGGAUUUUGACACCAGUCCAGAAAAGAGCAAUCUUGAGGAAAUUUUACAGCACAACCAAAGAUUGCUGACGGACUUGAGAGAGAAAGAAAAUCAGUCCAAGUCAAUAUAUGAGAUGACAGAAAACUAUCUUCAGUAUAAUGACACUCGCGAUAAAGCUGAACCUCUGAGAAAUAGUUUUUCAAAUAUUAUUAGGAUUAUUCGUGAAAAAGCUCUAAUAUUAGAGGACAAUAUUCAACGCAUCAAUCAUUUCAUCGAACCAAGUGCCGUAGGCAAGGUGGAUAAUGAAAUGCAAACCAGUCCAUUAGUCUCAAUGGACUGCACAGAUAACAUUCCAGCAAAACAUCAAGAAGCUUCCUCACAAGCCAACCUUGAAAGAUCCACAGACAACAUUAUUAUUAUCCAAUCAAUAUCAGAAGGCGAAGAAACUGUUCAAAUUUCAAAUGUUCGCAAUAUAUCGUCAAAUGAAUCUGAUAACGACAUUAUUGUGGAGGCCAAAUACACGCCACUCAAAUUUGGUGAAUCAAACAAACUGUCAGAGAUCACAUUACAAAAUAUUCCUACUUCUACCUUUGAAACAACAUUCGUGGAGCCUGAUGACAGUACAACGGAAAUCAAAGUGAGUAAGGAUGGAUCGAGGAAAAUAACACUAAAGAAAGUUUUCCAACCUAUCGAAUCUAUUGAAUCUUCGGAUGCGGCUAAAACAUUAGUAACUACUACAAUCCAACCCGAAAGCAGUGUACUGAUUAUGUCAGACAAUAAAACUACAGAUGAACAAACAUUCGAUAAUUCAGAACCACAGAAAGUAGUUGGAAGUAUAUUGGAAGAUAUCCAAUGCAAAGUAAUGGAUGUCAUGGAACAGAGUGAAGGAGUGUCAUCGGAAGAAAAACAAGACUCCCAGGUAUUAGAAUCGGUUGCACAAAAAGUAGAUUUGAUUGCUUCUAUCGUUGAUUCACCAAAUAGUAAUAUUGAAAGCACGCAGCGUAUAUAUGAUAUUGACACAAAACUCACUGAGCCUAAAUAUUCCCCUACAACAGAACUACCCAAAGAAUUAAUCACGGGAAUAGACGAUGUGUGGCCUCAGCUUGAAGAACCACCAGCAAGCGUUUCCGUUACCACAGUUAAAACAUUGUCGACCGUUACACUAAAAGCUGCUUUAUCAGAUUCAGAUAUUAUCCCUGAUAUCUGGCCCAGUAACAUGAAUACAGGAUCAGAGUAUAAUACACCAGUAUUACCCUUCAUUAAAACUACGGAGGAAACAAAAUCACAACAUGUGUCAGAUGAUGAACAGAGUAAUACUUUAAUUUUGCCUGAAAACCUUCAGAGUUCUGAAACUGACACAAAUAAAAUUGAAGAUUCAAGUUGCCUACCGCUGCAUUUAGGAGACACAGCGAAUGAGGAAGUGAUAAGCGGAGAUGCCAUUUCAACGCCAAAGACGCCACAUGUUGAGUUGUCAAUAGAAAAAUCACCGAUUGAACCAAAUCUCUGCCAACAAUCCCUUGAUUUGCCAGCAAAUCAAGUUGAUUUGCGUAAGAGCGAAAUUAAUUAUGAUGAGGCAAAUGAACCCGAAAGGAGCAGCUUUAAUCAAGACGUUGAACAAGCAAUAACAAACUUACAAGAAUGCUCCAUUGGACAUCCCGAUAUGGAAGAAACUCAUGACAAUAGUGAAAUUACAAAAGAUGAACGUGAAAAUCAGCUUCAAGUUCAUGUAUCAUCAUUGAAAGAUGAUCAAAGUGCUAUUAUAUUGAGCAUGAAUAUGCCUUACGUUCCCGACAAAAGUAUCAAAGUUAGUCUUGUAGAAUUGGACGCAACGAGUAAGAACAUACUUCCAGUGACUGAAGAACCGAUUGCAGUGGAAAAGAUUCCUGGUCUCAGUGAUAUCGACAUCGAUAAAGGUUAUGAAGCGGACAAAACUGCCAUGGAAGGAGAAUCUGAAAAUGAUGAUGCUAGUAAGAAAAGAAAACGAAAGAAGAAAAAGGGCAAGCAAGAUGCAGAUAAGGAUCAGAAAUCGGAUGUACCAUCUGAAAUUCCAAAGGACGAUGCAGAAAAAAGUGAUUUAAAACAGGAUAUUGAUCAAAUUAGAAUAGAUCCUACUGAAGUCAUUGAAGGAUAUCCAGAUGAACUGACAGCGCCAUUGCAAUGUCAAAUUGUUCUCCCGACUGAAGUAAUUGAAGCUACCUACGUAGAAGACGUUCAUCAGCAAACAUCACCUGUGCGUAAAGAUUCAUUUGAAGAUGACGCUGACCGUGAAAUUGCUCUUAUCACGUCAGAUAAUUUAUUGGUACCACUCGACUUUGAACAAAAAUCGAUACAGACAUCACCAGAAAACGAGACAGUUAAAUUGUCGAAACAAACAUCGCCAAUCAUAUCUCAAUCGGUAUAUGUUGAUUGUAAAGAAGUUCAAACUGAGAUUCAUGCUUUAGAAAGCGAAUCCCAAACAGUACCUAUUGAAAGUAAGGAACAAAAAGAACAAGAUGUACAAACUGAGCCAACUGUGGCUGAAACAAUUGAGGUAGAUGAAUCGAAACCGGAAGCAUGUAAUGUUGCAAAUCAAACAACAAUUGUUACUACAACAGAAACAGAAAUGCAAACAACGGAAGAUUUCAACCAAUUGGUAGAACCAAUAUUAGCCAAAAUAAUUGAUUCAACUGUUGAAUUGGGAAUAGGUACCUCUCGCCAAUCUGUUCAAACAAGUCCGGUAAGGUUCAUCGAAUCUUCCAUUGAUAGUGCACCUCCUUCGGAUGCACAAAAUGAAUUUGUACAAACAACCAGUAUCGAUGUCGUUGACGUGCAAACAUCUACUGAAUCGACUUAUGCAGAUAAAGGAUCAUCUCCAGCGGUGCCGUAUGCAGUAUCAGAAAUUGAAAUUCAAACCAGUCCUGUUCAUGCUUUAACGGUAGAUGUUGAAACGUUUCAGAAAGAAUCUGCAGAACCAACAAUUGAUGAUCAUAGAGAAGAGACCACAUCUAUUCGAUUAGAAAAAACAGAUGCACAAGCUCAAACUGAAUCGACGGAAACCUCAAUUCAAGGUACACAAACAGCCGUAGUAGAUCAACCGACUACAUCUGAACCACAGAAAAAGAAAACAAAAUCAAAGAAGGGGAAGAAAUCGAACCUCAUUCCCAUUGAGCUUGAGGUGAAAACUGAGCUGAGUGUACCUGAAUGGGAAAAUAAUGUUGAACCUAUAACAAUAACAAAAACAUAUGUAGAUAGCAACAAAAUGGAUUCAACAAAUGCACUGAACGUUCAAAUUCAAGUGGAGUUUGAUCAUCCAAAGCAAAGUACUACAUAUAAACCGCUCACUGAUGAAAUCUUCGUAGAUAAUUUAUGGAAGAUAAGCCUCGUUGAUUAUUUCUCUAUAUUAAGAGCACAAACAAGUUUUGCUGAAGAGAAAAUAGUUCCAUGGAGUGAAAUGGCAACAAUGCUUUCAAAAAUAUGGUCAGAAUCGAGUAGCGGUACAAUACGUCACCCAGAUUUCUUCUACAAGCCGUUUACAUCUGAAGCGUACGAGGAUAGUUCGACUGAUGUCGAAAAAUGGCAAUCUUUGUUGAACCAAACUGAAAAUAAUUUGGAACUACAAAACCUAAUCUUGUUUGAUGAGCUUGAAAAAAUGAACAUUCAAGCAGAAGAAAUUUUAGUCGGCUUGACUAACACAGCUCAAUGGAAUGAUGCUGAGCGUUCACGUCAACAGCGCAUUGAUGGAGCCAAAUUACAUUGCAUUAUGGACAAACUAAACUGUUUAUCUAAAUAUACUACCGAGAAUAACAUAGAUUCGGAUCAGAACAUUACCGCGAGUAUAGAGCACACCAGAAGAGGUAUUGAACAGUUGAUCAAAUGCCUUGCAGCAGCAGAAGAUACGAAUCAGAGAAUUGCCGAAAAAGUUCACGAUGUAUCAACUAUACUACAACAAACUAAUAAUCGGUUGCAUGAUAUAGAUGAAAAAAUCAACAGUGCUGUGUUAGAUCAUUCUCUUGCAAUAAAUGAAAAAUUGUACGUUUUAGAAGAAAAUGAAAUGUACAAUAACGAAUGCUUGGACAAAUUAACAUCGAUAUUAGAAAAUAUAAGCAAUUCAAGAAGCGCUAUGGCGGAUACAAACAUUGAAGAAGACUUCAAGAAUGUUGAUCAUAUGGCAAGAAAAAUCCAACAAACAAUAACCAUAGAACGCAAUAAACUACUUCAACUGACUGGUCUUGCUGAGGAAUACGAGCAAACAUUAUUGGAGUUUGAAGAAAUUGCAUCUGCUGCCGCUGACUUCAUUGAUAACGAAAUUUCAACGAAUAGUUUGAAGGAACUGGAAGAGGAAAUGCAGCGAUAUCGAAAAUUCUUUGUCAAUUUAAGCCAUUGCAAGAUGAUACUAGAAUCAUUGGAGUCGAAUUUGGAUCCAAUCACCCGAACAAAACAUGCAGAUUUGCACUCCGCGCUUUACAAUAAAACAAGUAUCAUUCUGGAGCGGGCAGUUGACAGAGCGGCCCGGUUGGCGCAAGCAGCUUCCAAAUGGACAGUAUUAGAAAAAGAAAUGCGUGAUGAAACUCAAUGGCUACAAGUAGCACAACAACGAGUACCAGAUCUACAAAAUGUAUCAUCUGAAGAUUUCGAACAGUACAUAAAAUUGUAUGAAUCAUUGCAUCAAGACAUUCUAUGGCAUCAUUCAAAAAUGGUACAACAUAAUCAGAUUGCCAAGAUUAUGCAAGAAUGUAUAUGCGCACCGACUUUGGAAAAAGAGAGCAGCGAAUCUUUAACGGUCGUUACUGCAUUAAAAGAAGAAGUUUCAUUAUAUCUUAUCAAACUACAAAAAUUUAAAAACCAUUGGAAUCGAUAUAAUGCUGCAGCUGAUAAACUACACGAAUGGGUUUGCUACGCUCAAAAACAUUUGAGUUCAAUAACUCUCCCACAGAAUCUUGCGGAAACAUCAGUUGAAGAUAUGCGCAAAUUUUGGGAAGUAAAGGCUCAGUAUGAAGUCAUGAACAAGAAAGUGUAUGAAAUUUCAUGUAAUUCAUUGGAUAAUGCUCUGACUACUAUCAGCAUAGCUGAUGAAGAACUUCAACGUCAGCUACAUAAUCAACUGAUAGACAGCUGGACAACCGUAGCAACCAGAAUAAUUGACAUGCAGAAUCACGUUUAUAAUUCUAUAAAAACGUCGUCUACUACUUCAGCUGAUAAAAUAACAUUUAUUGAAAAUGAAUUACGAGAUAUCAAUUCAACUUUCAAAGAUUUGAAAGGUGUUCUCAAAUCAUCAGAAGAUCUAUGUCUCUAUCUAGAAAAAAUACACACAUUGAAAACGCGUGUUCAUUUAAUUGAUUCUGAGCUCGGUCAAAUUGCACUUGCAACUGACUUCAACGUUGAAAAAAUAACUGAACUCUUUGAAAUUUCAACUAAUGUCUCAAACCAAAUCAACGAAGAGCAUGAAGCUGCUGAAAACUUCUAUAAACGUUUGGAAAUCAUUGAAAAUGGUAUUAAGGCACAAGAGAAACACUUCAUAGACAUUACUAAAGUAUUGGAUGAAUGCAGCUCAAGAAUCAAUGGAAAGAAACCAGAUGUGGAAAAGUCAUUAGAUGAUUGUAAAAUAUGCCAAUCUGAAUUAAGUGAUUCCUGGAGUGAAUUGAUGAAACUGAGACAAAUGCUGCAUACAUUACCGAUGAAUUUGAAGGUGACGAUUUCUCCACAGCAAACCGAAAGAGAUCUAUCUAUUCUUCAGAAUAUCCAUAGUGAUCUUGAACGAAAAUGCGAAAGUAACAUGUCUCAGUUAAGAGAUCGGCUCGUUCUAUGGAAUAAAUUUCAUCGGCAGUUAGAGACCAUACAUAAUCAUAUACAAGAAACUGAAUUCAUGAUGGAUUUAAUCCAGCUGCACGAGACGGCAGACUACCAUCGUUUGUUGAAAGCUACCGAGCGACUUGAUGCACUUCUGGUUGAAAUCGAACACAAAAAACAUACAAUAGAUGAUUUACAAACCAUUACUAAACCACUAUUAGAAACAUCCGAACCGAGUGUUUCAAUAGAAAUUCAAGAAACAGUUGAACAAAUUACUGUACUUUGGCAAAACACCCAAGAAAACCUACAUGACCUUUGCCAGCGUUAUGAAAAAGCAGUAAAAUUAUGGGACCACUACAAUAAUAUAUGUGAAGGUGUGAAGGACUGCAUUUCACAAAACUGUACAACAUCAUGCGAGCAAAGAGAGGUCGAUGAUUUACAAAUGCUGAGACAAUGUCAAGAGACUGUAACUGAACGAAAGAGAGAUUUGAAUAAGCUCAAACAAUUUAUUGAAGACAUCAACAAACAGGUCGGUUUCAACAUAGGAGAUACUAUGCUGUCCGAGAUUGAUGAAUUUGCCAGAAGGAUGGAGGACAUUUCUGAAGAUUUAACAUUCCAAAUAAAUACAACAACUUGCAAAUAUGCAGAAAAAGCAGUAGCACAGACAACUUAUGCAUCAUCGAAUGCUAUGGUUAAGCGAAUUCAACAGGACUUGAAACUCCCAUUACCGGAUUCUCAACACGGUGACAUGAUUAUGGAUCUCGAGACAAAUUUGCUUAACCUGUCUGCUACGGAAGCCUGUUUGAAAAAUGUUGCCCCACAAAAACCUAAUACCAGUGAUGACGACUGCAUUUAUACAGAUUUCAAAAAUUUGCAUUCGCUUUCGUUUGCCUUACUGCAAGACACAUUGCAUCAACACCAACAUUUGUUACAACAAAUGGUUCUUCAAAAUGAUGUCCAUUAUAUGUUGAAAUAUUGGGAGAUCUUCUUACUUCAUACCGCAGCAUUUUUAGACCAUAAAAUUCCAAGUGAUUAUUCCGGAUUGCAACAGUUCCGAGAUCAAUACAGUGUUUUAGAUUACCUAAUUCGACAAUGGAAGACAUCAAUAUUGAAAAUUUCCCAGUUCAGGUCCGGCAGUGAAGAUUUAUAUGAGUCAUUGAAUCAGCAACAUUACAACUGUAUUCAAAAACUCAACGAAAAUCGUGAAAAAAUUGAAGAAUGUUUGCGACUCUGGCGAAAUUUCAAAUCAUUACGAACGACAUUACAAGAAGCGACAGCAAACAUUGAAGCAGAAAAACAUAAUCUUCAAAUGGAAUACAUAAACAUAAAAGAGCUUCCAAAACUGAUUACUAAAGUGGAUAGCUUGCAAGCACGAUUCUCUGAGCUAGAAGGCGAUCUCAUCAAAAUGAACCGAGUGGUGGCUCAGUUGACAUCAAGCCUACCGGAGGAAGAAAUAAAUGCAGAAAUAAAAAGUGAACAAAGCAGUACGACAUUAAGGAUAUCAAAGCUUGCGGAAAACGUGAACACAUGGAGAAUAUUCCUGAUGGGUGUGUCGGAGUUGCAAAGUGACUUCAAAACUCAAUGCAAUCACAUCAAGGACAAUUUACUUGAACUGGAGCAGUGCUUAUGCAAUUUACAACGUGAUAACCCAGUAACCUCACAACAUCAUUUAAACAUGCUGAAAAAUGAAAAAUUACGUUUGGUAUGUGUUAAAGAAGAUUUGAUGAGGAUCAAUGGUGUAAAAGAGAAAUUGCAGUAUUGUAUUAGUCCUUUCGAUGCAAAGCAUAUACACAAGAAAGUUACCAGUCUGUGGCAACUUUUCGAAAAACAAGAGAACACUAUUUCAAUGCUACUCAAACAAAUGGAGGAUAGAACACAUAAUCGAAAAUUGUUCUUAAAUCAUUAUAAUCUACUUAUGGAAUGGAUUUGCCAGUUUGAAAAGCGUCUCAAUGAUUCUAAUAAAUAUGAAAUGUGUGAAGAGGAUGCAAACUUUAUCAAAUCCAUCGAGGAUAUGCUGUUACAAGAAGUAUCUUGUAAAGAAUCUGAAGUAGUUUGGUUUAACGCGAUCGGUAAUGAUUUAAUGAAAGCGUUACCACCUGGCGAUAUACAAAUGGAAAUAAGUUCUAAACAUGGAAUUUUGAACGAAGCAUGGUCUAAGCUUAUAAGGCAUUGUCAAGAUCGAAGACAAAAAAUAUCUGAGGUUAGUUCGACCGCUAUUUUAUUGGAGCAGAGAAUCAAUGAAAUUAAAAUAUGGAUGACAGAGACUGAAUGGGAAUUGAAACAACCACUAAUAUUCGAAAACAUUGAAAAAGGCUGCCUUGAUAAGCUCCUGGAUGAUUAUGAAAAGUUACAGCGUUCGAUUGAAGGUAAUAGUGGAAACAUUGCAGAGAUACUGAACCUAUGUGAAAUGUUAUUCACGGAUGUGGAAUCAUGGAACGUACAUAUUGAUCGCAAGUAUAUAAGCCAGACUGUCAAAAGUUUGGAAAUAAGGUGGAAGCACAUUUGCAUAGAUACAAGCAAACGAAAGCAGGAUUUACUGACAAUUUGGAGCAUGUUGGUUGAAUUGCAAAGCAUAUCAGAUUCCCAUCAAAGUUGGAUUGAUCAAACAACCGAAUUCUUGGAUGACAUACAAAAUCAAACCAAUAAUGCGAAAGACCAUGAAAAUCUUUGUGACAUAUUGCAGAAACUAUCCACAAAAUAUGCUGAUAUAUUAACGCAAGAAUCGAUUCUACAAAUACUAAGGAAAUUGUAUAUUUCUUUAAAUAAACACGACCGCGUUGAAAGGUCUAACAUGCACAACAUCACAAUGACAGCUAAACACUUGCUCGUGACAUGGGAAAAGAUGCUCUGGAAAUUUAACUCCGCCAAAACACGCAUAGAAGAGCUCAGUAACUUAUAUGCUUCAUUCAAUAGAGAAUACGAAAACAUAAUUGUAUCAUUAACGCAAAUUGAUGUUAAAGUCACCAACAUUAAACACCUACAAGAAGAAACAGAUGUCCAAACACCGGAAACCAAAUUGAAAUGUCUUCGGGAUUUGCAUAAUGAACUAAAAUAUGUGAUUAAUCUUUUUGACGCGCAAGAUGAACUUGGUAGUUCUCUGAUUGAGUUAUUGCCUGAUAAAAGUGUAAUGUCCGAAGAAGUUCAAAAUCGGAUCGUGGAAUAUCACCAAUUAGCAAACAACAUAAAACUAACUCUAGAUUCAUUGUUGGAUCAAACAAACUAUGGACAUACUGAAAAGGCUGAAAGAGAUUAUGCUGUACAAGUUGACACGCUAUCACCUUUAUCGUUAACUGCCAAGGAUGCUUAUCUCUAUCAAUUGCGAACUGCUAUAACAGAAGCAAAAUCAAAUCUAGCAUUACUUAAAUCCUCGAUUUCGGAAAUAAAUGCUAGUAACUUCAUGACAUCUACGCAAACGAUCUCAAAAGCAUCCGCCGCCUGCGAGUCUUCUAUCGAGCUAAUUAAACAUCUAAAUGCACUUCUCACAUCAGAGUGCAAUUGCAGCGAAGAAGAAGCUAUGAGUAGCUCAAUUAAGCAGGAAUCGGAUAAAUAUGCUCUUUAUUUAUCCGAAUGGCACACAAAACAGCAAAAACUUGAAGAACUGAGACCGUUUCCUGCUGCUUACAACAUCAUAUGCUUACACAACGACGAUUAUUUGACAUGCCCAUUAUGUACAAAUAGAAACUGGCAACAGAUCGACAAUGAUCUUUGGCGACUCGAACAAUGGUUGUCAAUGGCUGAGGCAUCGCAAAGAUCACAACAUACUCAGCCAUCAAACGAUAUUGAUACCCUAGAAGAUGCCAUACAAGAUCAUCGAGAGUUUCUACUAGAUCUGGAUAGUCAUAAAAGUAUAAUCAAGUCUUUGAACAUCGUUGGAGAGCAUCUGGCUACUCACACACUAGAUACUGAAAAGGCUGUAAAACUAAGAGAACGUCUGCAAAACAACAAUAUGCGCUGGGACAAAGUAUGCAAUCAAGCAUCCCAUUGGCAAGCGCUGCUCCACAGAACUUUGAUGGAAAACAAAGAAUUUCACCGAACUGUGACGGAGCUCAGUAUAUGGCUGGAGCAAACAGAAAACAAAAUAAAAACGUCGGAACCGAUUGAUUUGACGAUGGACAAGGCUGUGAUUGAGAGGAAAUUUAAGAUUUUCAUGGAACUAAGAAACGAUUUAGUGCGAUGUGAGCCACGUAUCGUCAGCUUGCAAGAGACUACAUCGCAGUUGACGAAAUACUUGGAUGGGAGCACGUCUCAAAAAUUCAAUGAAAUAUACGCCAAGUUAACAGAUUUGAGGUUAAGGUUCCAUUCGAUUCGUAGGUUAGUAGAGGUGUAUACAGUGAAAAUUGCUGCAGCGAUUGGUACUGAUAGACUAUUAGACACGAUCACAAUUGGAGCUGAUAGCACACAGGGGAAUCAAGAGAGUAGCGGAUCGUUCUCACAAGUAGCAGCACAUGAUGCAAAUGCACGGAAUGCAGACGACGGGGAUCACAUAAAUACAACAGUAUUGACCAGAAGCUAUCGAUUCUUGGGCCGCGUACUACGCGCAUCUCUUCCCAUACAAGCAAUGCUGUUACUACUGCUAGGUGUUGCUACUUUAAUGCCCCAUGGUGAAGAUUAUUCAUGUUCGUUUACCAACAACUUUGCUAGAAGCCUCGAGCCAAUGCUCCGCUAUCCAAAUGGCCCACCACCAAUAUAGGAUUAUCACGUGCAAUAUACUCCAGUAUCAUAACCAUAUAGGAUACGCAACUGAAUAAAAGUUACCAUCAGGCACUUGUCACUCUUUUUAUAUAAUUACCAUACCUGUAUUUUAAAAGGCAAGCUAAAAAGAAUAGAAUAUAUUGUUAUUCCAUCCAAAAUAAAGUACUAAUGAUUGAAAAACAUAACGAUCUAAAUAAAAAUCUUGAAGCAAGAUUCAACAGAAUAA